Molecule: messenger RNA, 1602 nt
Organism: Pedinophyceae sp. YPF-701
Lineage: Eukaryota; Viridiplantae; Chlorophyta; Pedinophyceae
Source: the annotation of a GenBank genome assembly
AUGUGCGAUGAAAAGACACUUCCCUUCUCCCGCCCGGGCGCGCCGAAUGUCCGCACGCACGCGUCCCGCGGCCGCCAGACCGCCUACACCGCGCACGUUGACCAGCCGAAGCAGGCCGAGGCCCCGCCGCGCCCGCUCCCGCCGGCCGAGGACCCCGCCGCCGCGCCCCAGGCCGAGCCCGGCGCCCCCGCGGUCCCGGGCCCCCUCGGCGCGCUCUUCCACUCCCCCUACGACGACUCCAUCGCCCGCGUGGCCGCACCGGCGCUGCUCGCGCUCGCCGCCGACCCGCUGCUGUCCCUCGUCGACACGGCCUUCGCCGGGCACCUCGGCACGGACGCGCUCGCCGCCGUCGGCGUCAACAGCGCGUUCGGGCUGAUCCUCGUGUUCAACUGCCUCGGCACCACCAUCACGCCGCUGGUCGCCGCCGCCAUGGCCGAGGGCCGCCCGGAGCGCGCCGCGCGCGCCGUGUGGCAGGCCGGCGCCGUCGCGCUCGCGCUCGGCGUCGCGAUCUCCGCGUCGCUCCUGCACUGGUCGGCCGACGUGCUGCAGUCCCUCGGCGCCAACCCCGCCGACGCCGCGACGUUCGCCAUGGCGGAGGACUUCUUCCGGUGGCGCGCGCUCUCCGCGCCGGCCGUGCUGCUCGCGAUCGUCGGGCAGGGGGCGUUCCGCGGCGUCGCUGACAUGAAGACUCCCCUCCGGAUCGUCCUGUUCACCAACGCGCUCAACCUGGCCGGGGACUACCUGUUCCUGGUGCACCUGAACACGGGCGUGUCCGGGGCGGCCGUCGCGACCACGUGCGCCGAGUGGACCGCGGCGCUGGCGUACCUGUACUACCUGACGGCGGGGGGGGGGGUCUCCGCCGACACGGGCAAGGAGGGCGAGGCCGCGGCGCCGCGGCUGUCGCUCUGGCCGCCGCCGCCCGCGCCGUGCGGCGGGGACGAGCUCGCGGAGAUGGGCGCGCUCGCCGCCGGCGGCGCCGCCGUCCUCCUGCGCACGUCCCUCCUCCUGGGCACCAAGACGGCUGCCACGGUGGCGGCCACGCGGCUGGGCCCAGUGCCGGUGGCCGCACACCAGGUGGUGACGCAGCUGUGGACGCUGUCGUCGCUGAUGUGCGACUCGCUCGCGGUGUCCGCGCAGUCGCUCGUGGCCGCGAGCCUCGGGCAGGGCGACUUUGGGACGGCGCGCGGCAUCUCGCAGCGGCUCAUGCAGCUCGGCGUGGGCCUGGGGGCGGUCAUGGCGGGCGGGCUGGCGUUCACGUCGCCGGUCCUGCCGGGCCUCUUCACCGACGACCCGGCGACCGCGGCGGCGAUCUCGUCGAUCCUGCCGAUCGCGAUCCUGUCGCUGCCCGUGAACUGCUCCGCGUACGUCCUCGACGGCAUCAUGGUGGCGGCGCGUGAGUACAUCUUCAUGGCCGGGGCCGCGGCGGUCGCGGGCGCCGCGACGCUGGCGGCGCUGGCGAGCGCCGAGGAGGCCGGGAUGGGCCUGCAGGGCGUGUGGGUGGCGAUGGUGACGCUCAUGGUGUGCCGCGCUGCGUCGCUCAUGUGGCGCGCCCUCGCGCCGGACUCGCCGCUGCGGGACCGGCCCAGGGCGGACGAGGAGUGA